GCCCUCACCGUGCAAAAGCCUUCCAUUUGACAACACGUCCCGGUUUGAGGGAUUGCUUUUGAUUCUGCCCGGCCGAUAUAUCGAGGGGCAGAAAGGAAAAUACAACCGGCGACGGGAUUGAUGAUGAUGACGAAGCUACGUCGUUCAUGGCGUCUCUGAGGAUUCCCGGGCUCCCCAACCGUCAACGCCGGCGUUAGCUGUGAUUAGAGCAUCGAGUCCGCAGAACUGUUGGAACAGAGGAUCCUGUAGCCAUUGAAAUUUGUUGUUGUAAACGGGGGAUUUGUUGGCGAAUUUGGAGAAUUUAAAUAGUUCUAACGGCCGGGAUAGGCCGUUGGAAUGGAGUGUAAUAAAGAUGAGGCCACGAGGGCAAAGGAGAUUGCGGAGAAGAAGUUCACGGCAAAGGACAUGGCGGGGGCAAAGAAAUUCGCCCUCAAGGCUCAAAGUUUGUAUCCUGAGCUUGAGGGCAUCAACCAAUUGUUGGCCACGCUGAAUGUGUAUGUUAGUGCAGAGAACAAAGUUCAUGGCGAAUCAGAUUGGUAUGGAAUACUCGGUGUGAGUCCAAUGGCCGAUGAAGAGACCAUAAGAAAACAGUUCAGGAAGCUCGCUCUAGUGCUGCACCCUGAUAAGAACAAGUCCAUUGGAGCCGAUGGAGCAUUUAAGCUCAUCUCUGAGGCAUUGAGUAUGCUGUCAGAUAAGGUUAAGAGAGCAGCAUAUGACCAAAAGAGACGGGCCAGGAUAUUCCAGAGGGUUUCAACUGCGACUGCCAGGUCAACUGGCCCUCCUCCAGGUGCCAAUGGCUUUUCCAGUUUCACGAAACGUACGAAUCCUCCCCCUAGCACGAAGGUGCACAAGGCCGCUUCUGAGCGAGCGGGCCAUUCUCAAUCUUCUCAGAAGCAACAGCCCGGUACCUUUUGGACUGUUUGUCAUCGUUGCAAGACCCAAUUUGAGUACCUCAGGGCAUAUGUCAACCACAAUCUCUUAUGCCCAAAUUGCCGCGUGCCAUUCUACGCAGUAGAAAGAAGCCCGCCAACUUUAAACGGUAAUGUAUCGUCAAAACCCUGGAAUUUUUCUCUUCAUCAGAAAGGUGGGAAAAAUCAGGCAAGUAGUAAGGGGGCAGUAAAUAAAGGAGGCAACAACAUGGCUUCUUCUGGUGGUCAUGAUUCCUCCACCCAACAGACCUUCCAUUGGGCCCCAUUCAAGGGUGCCGGUAAUGGUGCUUCAACUGCUGCUCAGGCUGCGACUGUGGUGCAGCAGGCAUACGAGCAAGCGAAGAGGGUGAGGGAGGAGGCACAGGCAGCUUCAAAGAGAGAGGAGACCCUCAGAAGAAAGCAGGCGCACAAAAAAGGUAGUGGACCUGCUGGCACGGCGCUUACUGCUAGCUCUUAUACUGCUGCAAAGCGAAGUACAGGUGAUAACGAUGUGAAUAAUCAUGCAGCAACCAUUACUGAUCAGACAGGAGUUCAGAGUGGAUUUGGUGGAGCAGGUGUGAUUCAAUCUUUUGCUUCGAAACAAGGAAAUUUGGAAAUGAGUAGGUUCGGUGGAACAGUUAAGCUCAAUAUGUUUAGAGAAGUACCUCAGAAUGAAUUACAGAGAAUACUUGUUGAGAAGGCUAGGACAAAAAUUCGCCAAAAACUAGAUGAAUGGGGAGGUGCUGUUAAAGUGAACAGGGAAGACAGGAAAGAGGAUCAUAGUAAAGUGGAAGAGGAACCUUUAGCAGAAGUCAACUCAGAAAAAGCAGGGACUAAAGCUCGUGCUUCAAAGGUGGUUUCAGGCAUCAAUGUACCAGACUCAGAUUUCCAUGAUUUUGACUUAGACCGGACCGAGAAAUCAUUUGGAGAGAAUGAGAUUUGGGCUGCGUACGAUGGUAAUGAUGGAAUGCCUCGAUAUUAUGCUCUCAUUCAGAAUGUCAUCUCCUUGCAUCCUUUCAAGUUGCAGAUUAGUUGGCUCAAUUCGAAGAGUAACACCGAGUUUGGGUCCUUGAGUUGGGUUGGUUUAGGUUUCAUGAAAACCUGCGGGGAAUUUAGAGUUGGCAAAUAUGAGACUAACAGCUCACUUAAUUCUUUUUCGCACAAGGUCAGGUGGAUGAAAGGUGCUCGAGGGGUCAUCUGUAUAUAUCCAAGAAAAGGCGAUGUUUGGGCUCUCUACAGGAACUGGUCCCCCGACUGGAACGAGACCACCACAGGUGACAUUAUUCAUAAGUACGAUAUGGUGGAAGUUCUUGAGGACUAUGAUGAAGAGCGAGGAGGGGUGACUGUUGUUCCCUUAGUUAAGGUUGCUGGGUUUAAGACGGUAUUUUGCCGACAUUUGGACCCGAAGGAGAUCAGAAGAAUCCCAAGAGAGGAGAUGUUCCGAUUCUCUCAUCAUGUCCCUUCUCGCCUGCUUACAGGUAAAGAAGCUCGCGGUGCUCCCAGGGGAUGCUGGGAGCUCGAUCCUGCGGCUACCCCACUGGAACUUAUUCACGCUACUACAGUGACUGUUCAAGAAACGGAAAAUCGGGAAACAUUUGUCAAUGAAGGUACAUCGGAUAUCGAAUAUGACGUGCGAGCUGUUAAAAGGCGCAAGAAAAAUGGAGAGGAAUCUGGAGCACCGGAGAUAAUUGAUGUGGAGGAUUAUCUUCAAACUAACAGCAAGUGAUAGGCAGUUGAGUUUACAUUUUGUGAUAUGCCCUUUUUGUCUGUGAUGACUCCGAUUUCGUCAAUUAUACCAAUGUGCUACAUUUUGAUAACAUAUAUCUUUCGACGAGUGAUCCUCACCACCCCCCAUCCCCGGAUCUUCACUUAGAUGUUCCAGCUCAUUAUAGGUACUGCGUAAAUUUUGGAAAAAUUAGGGUUGGUCAGUCUUCCUGCUAAAUUUAGCGUAUGAUCCCAUUUCAAUUCCUUUUGAUUACAUUUCUGGAUUGACUGUGUAUAUCUUCAGUGAGGGAUGCCGUAAUAUCUUCUUAUCCCCGCAAUGUACUGCAAGCUAAAAGCCAGAUUAUUGAAGGGUUUGCGCCUUGCUUCUCUUAA
Punica granatum (pomegranate) is the source of this 3005-nucleotide messenger RNA. Lineage: Eukaryota; Viridiplantae; Streptophyta; Magnoliopsida; Myrtales; Lythraceae. The record is from RefSeq and is a predicted model, not a curated record.